Molecule: messenger RNA, 1621 nt
Organism: Acipenser ruthenus (sterlet)
Lineage: Eukaryota; Metazoa; Chordata; Actinopteri; Acipenseriformes; Acipenseridae
Product: ZP domain-containing protein-like
Exons: 9
Coding region: 110-1303 (397 amino acids)
Biological process (GO): neutrophil migration
Cellular component (GO): cell surface; apical plasma membrane
Source: RefSeq, a predicted model, not a curated record
CUUCACGGCCAACUGACAUAGACACAGUGGUGUGCUGUAUAAAGUUUGGUAACUGGAGUGUCUCGAAAUCUACAUAUAUAUAUAUAUUUGUAUACUGUAAUAAAAAAAAAUGGAAAAAGCGUUCCUUAUUGGUGUGUUCCUGCAUUGCUGCUUAUUCGACUAUGGGCUAGGUUGCGAUCCCAGCGCGUGCAAGGAUCCGGGUAAUUGUGAGUUGGACUUGGUCAGCGGCAACUGCUCGUGUGUAGCCGGCUUCUAUGGAAACGCAUGUGAUCAGCUGCACAUGGAGGUGAUCUGUGAGAAGGACUUGUUUAAAGUGAUGGUGGUGAAGGAGUAUUUUGAGUACAACAAUAUCAGUCUGAGCAUGCUGCACCUGCUGAAUGUGAACUGCACUGCCUUUGAGGAAGAGCUGGAUGGAGUACUGUACUACACAGCUGCCAUGAAUAAUGAGAACUACACCAAGUGUGGCGGGCUGAAACCGCAGGUUAAUAAGACCCAUAUCAUUUAUGCAAAUGUGCUGAGUUCUGGAGUCUGGCCAACAUCGGUUGUAGUGAGGCAACGACGGGUGGACGUGACGUUCCAUUGCGUGUAUCCUUACGACAGGACUGUUAGCCUCCCAAUGCCCAUCCGUCCUUCAAAAAGUGACUCGCUGAUUCGAAUGAACCAGAAAGAGGCCACAGUUGGAAUUGACAUCUACAAGGAUGAUACCUACAAAGAACCUUACACCACCGUGCCCAUCCUGAAGCUCCAAAGCAGUGUCUACAUACAGAUCACAAUCCUCGAGGAUGAUAGCUUCUUCCGGGUCCGUGUUGUUGACUGCUGGGCGUCGCAGUCCUCUGACCCCGCCGCUGGGCUUGUGGGCCCCAAUCAGACUCUCAUCUCAGAUGGGUGCAAAGCAGAUCAAACGCUGAUGUUCCAUAAUACAAAUGGAGGAGACCGCUUGGUCCGGUUCAGCUUUGAAAUGUUCAGAUUUGUGGUCCAUCCCUUUGAGUGGUACCUGCACUGCAGAGUGCGUCUCUGUGUCCCAGCCAGCGAGGAUGCCUGCGUAGCGAUCUGCCGCACUAAGAGACGGAACCAAAGGCACGCUUCAGAGAGCGAGGGCCAGGGACUGCUGUCGUACGGUCCCAUUAAAGUCAAAAUGUCAGAGGACCAAAGACUCGAUCUGCUGUUGGUGGCAGCAUUCCCUGCUGGUGCUGUGGUUCUGAGCAUCGUGUUUCUCUUCAUUCUCAUCGCAAUUGCUAAAGCUGCCAAUAAGAGAGCAUCCCAGCUGACCAUGAAGAUAAAGUCCUUUACAAAUGUUGCAUAAAAAGAGGAAUGACUUUUUUGUUUUUAACUGAAGUAUACUGUUAAGAGACCUAAGAUUUAGUCUCUUGUAAUGCAGAGCAGUCAAUGGGUCAAAUCUUGGAGGGUUAAGUGACUUUGCAAAUUUCAGCUUGUUGGGUUGAAGUCUCUUUUAAAAGAUAAAGAACCAUAUCUGUGUGAAUUCUACUGUUUAAUUGUCACUUCACUAUGUAAUAGGAGAUGGAACGUUUAUUAGCACAACCUUGGUAGGAGAAAUGUGUGUGUAUCUCAAACCACUGUCACUUUUCACUUAAUAAAAUGACUUGGAUCACAUCAAACAAUC